This is a messenger RNA of Hypomesus transpacificus, 6127 nucleotides long. It is a transcript of the gene ptprga, whose product is annotated as protein tyrosine phosphatase receptor type Ga. The coding region runs from base 442 to 3744 and encodes 1100 amino acids. The record is from RefSeq and is a predicted model, not a curated record. NCBI's taxonomy places the organism in Eukaryota, Metazoa, Chordata, Actinopteri, Osmeriformes, Osmeridae. Gene Ontology annotation, molecular function: protein tyrosine phosphatase activity. The transcript has 26 exons. Gene Ontology annotation, biological process: protein dephosphorylation.
CAUGUUUUAAAGUCUCUGCCAGACUUCAGCCUCGCACGCUACUUCCUGGAUGGAAGAAUGGAAAGCUUCUAGUGCUGCUCCAACAAUUCCUUCAAUUUCGCAAAAAUCGCUGCUGCUGCAGCUCUGCGCUGCAUGGACUAGUGCUACUAGAGAACCUCUGCUAAUAUCCCUAUUCUAACCACAAAUGAAAUCAAACAAGUUUGAACGUUGUUUCUCCUAAAUGUCAUGUUUUUCUUUGGGAGUAUUAAGAAGCUGUUUGGAAGAAGGUUUUAAGAAGUAGCCUAAAGACUGUUUCCUGGACGUUCUAUCUCAGAAAAUUCCCUUGAACAGGCGCAGCCGAUUUUAGCAGCAUCUCGCGCUGCUUUUACGCAGCAGGCGUUGGUAUUUGAACAGAAGGAUAACUCAACAGUUGCCCUUUUUACUCUCGAUGUUCAUAUUGUCAUGCGGAGGCUACUGCAAUCGUGUUGGUGGAUCUUGUCUUUAAUUUUGCCUGCAAUCGUGCUCCUAAGGGCAGACUGCCACCCCGCAGUGCCAGGCGGCCAGAGCGGGUCCUCGACAGCGAGCCAGCAUGGCCCCGCGCCCAGGACCAGACUCAGGAGAGCACCCGAGGAGUCCUACUGGGCCUACUCAGGUACUUAUGGGCCCGAGGAGGGCUGGGCGUCCGCCUACCCAGAAUGCCGAGAGAGGAACCAGUCACCCAUUAACAUAGCAGACCAGGACACCAAGGUGUCUACAGAGUACCAGGAAUUGACUCUGGAUGGCUUUGAAAAUGAGUCCUCCAACAAAACCUCUAUGAAGAACACUGGCAAGACAGUGGCCAUCAUGCUGAAGGAUGACUACUUUGUGAGGGGAGCGGGCCUGCCUGGGAGGUUUAAGGCAGAGAAGGUGGAGUUCCACUGGGGCCAGAACAACGGCUCUGAGGGCUCUGAACACAGCAUCAGCGGCAGGAGGUUCCCAGUGGAGAUGCAGAUCUACAUGUAUAACUCGGAUGACUUUGACAGCCUGAGCACAGCCAUCAGGGAGAGAAGGACCAUCGCUGCGAUGACCGUCUUCUUUCAGGUGGGCCUGAAGGACAACCCCGCGGUGGACCCCAUCAUUCACGGACUGAGAGGCGUGGUGCAUCACGAGAAAGAGACCUUCCUGGAGCCGUUCAUCCUGAGGGACCUGCUGCCUUCCUCCCUGACCAGCUACUACCGCUACACAGGCUCUCUCACCACCCCGCCCUGCAGCAGGGUGGUGGAGUGGAUCAUCUUCUCCAGGCCUGUCUUUGUGUCUUAUAAGCAGCUGGAGGCUUUCUAUUCCAUCUUCACCACGGAGCAGCAGGAUCAUGUCAAGUCAGUGGAGUACCUGCGGAGCAACUUCCGCCCCCUCCAGAGUCUGGACAGCAGAGAUGUGUACAAGUCCGCUGUGAAGGACGCCUGGCAGCCCGACCUGACGGACAGCCUUGGCAACCCGUACGGAACCGAGGCCUCCAAAGGUAGGCCUACUCACUCAUGCUACUGUUUGGAUGUUAUCGCACCACGUUACAUUCACGUCCUAGUCAAACCUUCAUCCAUGUGUCACUUGUUCACUCCGCUAGCUGUCAGCUGUAACACUGCAGAGAGGACCACGGUGUACAACAUGACCCGGCAGGGUGCCGCUGGGAUGGCCCGUGUGGAGUGGCUGGUCCCCCUGGUGGUGGUGUCUGCCCUCACCCUCCUCUGCCUCAUCCUGCUGCUGGCUGUGCUGGUCUACUGGAGGAUGAACAGCAUCUGCUCUCUGCUCUGCAUCAAAUACAGGAGGUGUUUCCAGACAGCUCAUUUCUACGUGGAGGACAGUAAUUCGCCCAGAGUGGUGCCCAAUGAGAGCAUUCCAGUCAUCCCUAUUCCAGACGACAUGGACGCCAUCCCAGUCAAACAGUUCAUCAAGCACAUCUCAGAGCUGUAUUCGAACAACCAACACGGCUUCUCGGGGGACUUUGAGGAAGUGCAGCGAUGCACGGCGGACAUGAAGAUCACGUCGGAGCAUUCCAAUCACCCCGACAACAAGCACAAGAACAGAUACAUCAACAUCAUGGCCUAUGACCACAGUCGUGUUAAGCUGCGGCCUCUUGCUGGGAAGGACUCCAAGCACAGUGACUACAUCAACGCCAAUUACGUGGAUGGCUACAACAAGCCCAAGGCCUACAUCGCGGCCCAGGGACCACUCAAGUCCACGUUCGAGGACUUCUGGAGGAUGGUGUGGGAGCAGAACACUGGUGUCAUCGUCAUGAUCACCAACCUGGUGGAGAAGGGCAGGAGGAAAUGUGACCAGUACUGGCCCACAGAAAACAGCGAGGAGUACGGAAACAUUGUGGUGACGCUCAAGACCACCAAAGUGCAUGCCUGCUACACGCAACGACGAUUCACCGUGCGCAACACGAAAGUAAAAAAGGGGCAGAAGGGGCACCCUAAGGGCCGUCAGAGCGAGCGGACGGUGGUCCAGUACCACUACACCCAGUGGCCUGACAUGGGGGUCCCAGAGUACACCCUGCCCGUCCUCACCUUCGUGCGCAGGUCGUCCGCCGCCCAGACCCCCGACAUGGGGCCCAUGCUGGUCCACUGCAGUGCUGGUGUUGGUCGUACAGGGACGUACAUUGUCAUUGACAGCAUGCUGCAGCAGAUACAGGACAAGAGCACAGUUAACGUCUUGGGGUUCCUCAAACACAUCCGGACGCAGCGGAACUACCUGGUCCAGACUGAGGAGCAGUACAUCUUCAUCCACGAUGCGUUGAUGGAGGCCACCAUGGGCCGGGAGACGGAGGUGGCGGGCGGCCAGCUCCACAGCUACGUCAACAGCAUCCUCACGCCAGGCCUCGGAGGCCGGACGCGUCUAGAGAAGCAGUUCAAGUUGGUGACCCAGUGCAACUCCAGGUUUGUGGAGUGCUUCAGCGCCCAGAAGGACUGCAACAAGGAGAAGAACCGCAACUCGUCUGUGGUGCCCUCGGAGAGAGCGAGGGUUGGGCUGGCACCUUUGCCUGGCAUGAAAGGCACCGAUUACAUCAAUGCUUCUUACAUAAUGGGCUACUACAGGAGCAACGAGUUCAUCAUUACCCAGCAUCCUUUGCCUCACACGACCAAGGACUUCUGGAGGAUGAUCUGGGACCACAACGCCCAGAUCAUUAUCAUGCUGCCUGACAACCAGGGACUGGCGGAGGAUGAGUUUGUGUACUGGCCUAGUCGAGAGGAGGCCAUGAACUGUGAGGCCUUCACCGUAACCCUCAUCAGUAAAGACAGACUGUGUCUCUCCAACGAGGAGCAGAUCAUCAUCCACGACUUCAUCCUGGAGGCCACCCAGGAUGACUACGUGUUGGAGGUUCGUCAUUUCCAGUGUCCCAAGUGGCCCAACCCUGAUGCUCCCAUGAGCAGCACCUUUGAGCUCAUCAACGUCAUCAAAGAGGAAGCCCUCACCAGAGAUGGACCUACCAUAGUGCACGACGAGUACGGGGCCGUGUCGGCGGGGACUCUGUGUGCCCUCACCACCCUGUCUCAGCAGCUGGAGAGCGAGGGGGCCGUGGACGUCUAUCAGGUGGCCAAGAUGAUCAACCUCAUGAGGCCUGGUGUCUUCACUGACCUGGAUCAGUACCAGUACCUUUAUAAAGCUAUGCUUAGUCUCGUCGGCACCAAGGAGAAUGGUGCUAGCCUCAUGUCCAUGGACAGAAACGGCACUAUGGCUGCCAUGUCAGAUGAGUCGGACCCAGACGAGAGCAUGGAGUCUCUGGUGUGAAGGAGCCUCCUGGUAGCCCCAAGAGCCCAGGAAGGCAAGCUGAGAGGGAGGCACUUACCUUUGUAAAACGUCAAGGACUAUAUAAAACAAGACUUUUUGAGGCCUUUUUUGCCAGACUCUUGGUUAAACGAAUAACCUGAUUACUUUUUUACACUGAUAAAAAGUUUUUGAUAUUUAUUUUUUCGCCAUUUUAUGUCUUAAUGUUAUCCUACUGAACGUUUGCACCUGGAUUUUUGAGUUCACAACAAUGAAAAACACUUCUGUCUUUUCCUUGUUUGCACUAUAUCAUGUCAGUGUUACUGCCUAUACAAAGCUGAUCAACCUCCUUCUCCUACACUCAAACUCUGAUUUGAACAUUCCAUAAUAUAGCAAAGUCCUCGUAUCCAACUGCUUUUAUGAAAACAAACAUGGUUCUGUAUGCCCUCUACAGGCCACCUUUACUGCAUACACAUUACUACCACUAAUUUGCUGAAAACUCAUUUGUAGGGGCAUUUAAUUUCUUCCUUCUCUUUCUUUAAUAUCACACCAUUUAUCAUUACAAGUCUUAUUAGCAAUUUCAACUCAUAUAUGAAUAUUGAAGGUGGUAUCAUUACUGCUACUGUGAACUUUUUAUUUCUUUGUAUGAUUUAUAUUAUGCUUUUUAAUAUAUGAAAGUAUAUGUAUACAUAUAUGAAUAUAUCCUUAUCAUUAUAACUUUGUGAUUUUGUAGAUGUCCUUUGUCAUGACCUGCCUGAGGCCAGUUGAUUUCCACACAAAAAUGUAUUCAACAGGUGACCCUGUCAGCUGACCCUGUCAGGUGACCCACAGACUGUCAUGCCCGUAUCUGUUUUUGCUUUGUACCUCUCUUUUGUUCUCUUGUUGUUUCUUCUUGUGCUGCUAAUCAUUCAAAACCACACAAAGACAUGAAAACACAACUAAGAAGGGGGUGCCCAUUGUCUACAUCUGACACAGUCUUUAAGUUCACUUGGACAUUCUAGAAUUGGUGUGCUCACGUGUCACAAGGCCUUGUGUAUAUAUUUUAUAUUCCUCACUGUUGCUGAAAUGUGUGUGUGUGCGCAUGUGUGCGUGUGUGGCUGUGUGUACUGUAUGUGAUAUGAUUGUAUGACUUUUGUAAGGUUUUGCUCUAAAGGAAGUUAGAUUGGAAUUUUGUGGCCUAAGCAAGGACAGACUUACUGUGGUUUUGGGGUCCUAGAGCGCUGUACAUUUACUGUCAUUUGCCAGACUUUAGUUGUUCCCUCUCCACAACAUUACAAUUUCAGGACAUUAUCAUUUUUAUAAUUACCGAUACAUCCUGAUUCAAACUGAAUGAAAGGGAGACCACCUGGGAUUUGCAUUUGAAAGAAAAUGUGAAUUCUUAAGACAGCACAAUGCCAUGGCUAUUAGAACAUAUUAUUAAAGUUCAGUUAUGACAACUAAGCAGUGGGGAUAUGAUUUGUAAUGUUUACCAAAGACUUGAACUAACUUCUGUAAAGAUAAAUAGGAGAGAGUUGGUGCCAGAUGGAGGUUUUCUUUUCUUUCUGGGGGCAACUUUUACUAACUUUGCAUCACCACUGCUCUUGUCAGCUGGCAUGUCAAUUUGGAAGUGUUUCUGCGAUUGUAUGGUAUCCAGUUUUCUGUUGAAGUGAAAGACACAAAGAAGUAUUUUAAAUAUCAAGGUUUCCGGAAGUAAGGGGUUUGCGCCAACAUCGUAAAAAAAAAUUCCAGCCAUGUCCUUUCGAGGGGCACAUACUAUGUUAAAACUCUCCAACAUUUGGGGUAAAAAAAUUGUUUUCUUCAGCUAGUUCAUGUUGAUGUAUUGAACUCAGCCUUCAUAUUCCUGAGCGAUCCCAUUUACGAACCUCACUCAACAUUUUGAUUUAUAUACACACAAAUACAAUUGUACAUAUGAUUUGCUACCUUGAUCAGCCAUUACCUGGAAACUUUGUAUCUAUGGUAUAUAAUCAUAGAAUUUUAUAUUUUCAUAUGAAGCUACUUUUUUUUUCCUCUAAUUUCAUUUAUGUAAUUGCAUUGCUUUAGUGGUGAAACCAAGUUUGUGUGCAUUGAGAUUGUGGCUCUCAUCACAUUUCCAUACAAAUCCACCCCUUCAAUUAUCUUUCAGGCAGUGAUUGUGAUAUUAUUGUUAUUUUCUUACUUUCCUUGUUUUCCCUUUUUGAGAUAUGAUUCUGUUGUCAAGUGUGCAAUAGAAUAGCUCUCAGUAAGUCACUGAAUAAUUUCAUCCAUUUACCCAUUUUGGACAGGUGGCUGUUGCUUCCUUUUUUUAACCUGAAAUAAGAAAAAAAGGAAAACGUUUUGUUUUGUCAAAAGCUAUAUCAAAGCAUUCUAUAGUGUUAUUUAAUAUGUACAUUGUAUUGCUAUACAUAAAUAAAAUAUGAGUUUUGAUGUA